Rhododendron vialii is the source of this 1875-nucleotide messenger RNA. RefSeq lists its product as uncharacterized. Lineage: Eukaryota; Viridiplantae; Streptophyta; Magnoliopsida; Ericales; Ericaceae. The transcript has 3 exons. The record is from RefSeq and is a predicted model, not a curated record. Gene Ontology annotation, molecular function: RNA-DNA hybrid ribonuclease activity; nucleic acid binding. The coding region runs from base 1 to 1875 and encodes 624 amino acids.
AUGUCCUUUGGCUUCAAGAACUCGGGUGCCACAUUCAACCGAGCCAUAUUCAAGAUGUUGCAGGCACAAAUUGGCCACACCGUUGAAGCUUACAUCGACGACCUCAUUGUCAAGAGCCAGAAGGAAUCCAACCACCUCCAAGAUUUGGCAGAAGUCUUUGAAAUCCUUAAACUACACAAGCUCCGCCUAAACCCUGAAAAGUGUGCAUUCAGUGUGAGCGCAGGGAAAUUCCUUGAACACUUGGUCACACGACGUGGUAUUGAGGCCGACCUCAACCAGAUCAAAGCCGUAAAAGACUUGCGCCUACCGAGAACGAACAAGGAAGUACAAAGGCUCACUGGAAUGGCAGCAGCUCUAAACCAAUUCAUCAGCAAAUCAUCAAACAAGUGCCACGCAUUCUUCCAUGCCUUGAAGGGUAAGAGUCGACGCAGUUUUGAGUUGACCCCGGAUUGUGACUCCGCCCUGGCCGAACUUAAAGAAUACUUAAGCUCAGCCCCACUACUGGUAAAACCAAAGGAGUUUGAGACCUUGUAUCUGUCUCUUGCAGUCUCUGCCCAUGCAAUCAGUUCAGCACUAGUGCGACAAGUCGACACAGACGACAUGCCCAUUUACUUCACAAGCAAAACACUCCUCCCAGCGCAAACACGCUAUCUACCACUUGAGAAAUUGGCACUCGCUUUCAUCUCGACAGCCAGGAAACUCUUACCUUACUUCCAAUCCCACACCAUCACCGUUUUAACAGAGCACCCUUUAAAAAGCCUUUUUCGAAAAGCUGAUCUAUCCACCAGGGUCUCCAAAUGGGCAGUCAAAUUAGCAAACUUUGACAUCCGUUUUGAGCCACGGACGGCGAUCAAGGGUCCAAUUCUUGCCGACUUCAUCACAGAAUUAACACUGAAAGAUACUGAUAUUCUCAACAUUCCCACUCCUCAACCUAUCACAGAAUCAACAAAAGCACUAAUGCCUUGUUCUCUAAGCAUCGACUUCCCCGCCACCAAUAAUGAAGCUGAAUACAAAGCCCUCCUUGCUGGCUUAUGCUCCGCAGUUGCGAUGAAAGUCUCCGAUCUUGUUGUUUAUUGUGACUCCCAACUCAUAGUUAACCAAAUCAACCACGAACACAACGCUCAUGCAGACGCACUCGCUAGCCUUGCCUCAGCCUCAGCCUCCAAAGCCUCUGAAUUCAGGACUAUCAACUUUGGCAGCAUCGACCACCCAAGCUUUGACACCACUCUAGAUGUACUCAACGUUGAACUCGAUCCAAGCUGGAUGGACGAGAUCGUGGCAUUCCUUAAACAUGAUACGCUUCCAACAGACAAAAAGGAAGCUUAUUGCAUCAGGAACAAGGCCGCUUACUACUGGCUAUCUGAAAGUGGCAAACUCUACAGGAAAACUAUCUCGGGCCCUUAUCUCCUCAUCGUCCAUCCAACCCAAGUUCCCACGAUUCUCACCGAGCUUCACUCAGGUAGUUGUGGCUGUCACUCUAGUGGUCGUUCGCUCUGCCAAUGCGCAAUAAGCCAAGGUUAUUUUUGGAAGAACAUGAAGAAAGACUGCGAAGAAGUCGUCCGCAAGUGCCGACCGAGCCAACUUUUUUCCCCUAUCCCAAAGCAACCAGCCCAAAAUCUUUCCCCCAUUACAAGUCCCUGGCCCGUUGCACAAUGGGGGCUCGAUAUUGUGGGAAAGCUGCCAACAACCCCUGAAGGCUUCAAGUUUCUGAUCACGGCAACGGACUACUUCUCAAAAUGGGUAGAGGCUGAACCUCUUGCAACAACCACCGAAGCCGAUGUAAGAAGAUUCGUCUGGAGAAAAUUGUCACUAGAUUCGUCAUCCCUUACGCCAUCGUCUCAGACAAUGGAAGCCAAUUCGUCAGCAAGGACCUAA